Physeter macrocephalus (sperm whale) is the source of this 9920-nucleotide messenger RNA. It is a transcript of the gene TNKS, whose product is annotated as tankyrase. The transcript is spliced from 27 exons. Gene Ontology annotation, molecular function: protein binding; NAD+ poly-ADP-ribosyltransferase activity. The record is from RefSeq and is a predicted model, not a curated record. Bases 45 to 4028 code for a protein of 1327 amino acids. Gene Ontology annotation, cellular component: cytoplasm; nucleus. NCBI's taxonomy places the organism in Eukaryota, Metazoa, Chordata, Mammalia, Artiodactyla, Physeteridae.
CGGUGGGGCCGUUGCCGCAGUGACAGUGCUGGGGGAGUCCGAAGAUGGCGGCGUCGCGUCGCUCUCAGCAUCAUCACCACCAUCAUCAACAACAGCUCCAGCCCGCCCCAGGGGCUUCGGCGCCGCCGCCGCCACCUCCCCCCCCACUCAGCCCCGGCCUGGUCCCGGGGACCACCCCAGCCUCCCCUACGGUGGGUGGCCUGGCCCCCUUCGCCUCCCCGCGGCACGGCCUAGCGCUGCCGGAGGGGGAUGGCAGUCGGGAUCCGCCCGACAGGCCCCGAUCCCCGGACCCUGUUGACAGUACCAGCUGUUGCAGUACCACGAGCACAAUCUGUACCGUCGCCGCCGCUCCCGUGGUCCCGGCUGUUCCUGCCUCAUCUGCUGUCGGGGUCGCUCCCAGCCCAGCCGGCGGUGGCAGUAACAAUUCACCGUCUUCCUCUUCUUCCCCGACUUCUUCCUCAUCUUCCUCUCCAUCCUCCCCCGGAUCGAGCUUGACGGAGAGCCCCGAGGCGGCCGGAGUUAGCACCACAGCAACAUUGGGACCUGGGGCAGCAGGACCUGGGCCAGGGGUCCCAGCAGUGAGCGGGGCCCUCCGGGAACUGUUGGAGGCCUGUCGCAAUGGGGACGUGUCCCGGGUAAAGAGGCUGGUGGACGCAGCAAACGUGAAUGCUAAGGACAUGGCCGGCCGGAAGUCUUCUCCCCUGCACUUCGCUGCAGGUUUUGGAAGGAAGGAUGUGGUAGAACACUUACUGCAGAUGGGUGCUAAUGUCCAUGCUCGUGAUGAUGGCGGUCUCAUCCCGCUUCAUAACGCCUGUUCUUUUGGCCAUGCUGAGGUUGUGAGUCUGUUACUGUGCCAAGGAGCUGAUCCAAAUGCCAGGGAUAACUGGAACUAUACCCCUCUGCAUGAAGCUGCUAUUAAAGGAAAGAUUGAUGUAUGCAUUGUGCUGCUGCAGCACGGAGCUGAUCCAAACAUUCGGAACACUGAUGGGAAAUCAGCCCUGGACCUGGCGGAUCCUUCAGCAAAAGCUGUCCUUACAGGUGAAUACAAGAAAGACGAACUCCUAGAAGCUGCUAGGAGUGGUAAUGAAGAAAAACUAAUGGCUUUACUGACUCCUCUAAAUGUGAAUUGCCAUGCAAGUGAUGGGCGAAAGUCAACUCCUUUACAUCUAGCAGCGGGCUACAACCGAGUUCGGAUCGUUCAGCUUCUUCUCCAGCAUGGUGCUGACGUGCAUGCAAAAGACAAAGGUGGACUUGUUCCUCUCCAUAAUGCAUGUUCAUAUGGACAUUACGAAGUCACAGAACUGCUACUAAAGCAUGGAGCUUGUGUUAAUGCUAUGGAUCUCUGGCAAUUUACCCCACUCCAUGAGGCUGCCUCCAAGAAUCGUGUAGAGGUCUGCUCUUUGUUACUUAGUCACGGUGCCGAUCCCACUUUAGUCAACUGCCAUGGCAAAAGUGCCGUGGAUAUGGCUCCAACGCCUGAGCUCCGGGAAAGAUUGACUUAUGAAUUUAAAGGUCAUUCUUUACUACAAGCAGCCAGAGAAGCAGACCUAGCGAAAGUUAAAAAAACACUUGCUUUGGAAAUCAUUAAUUUCAAACAACCACAGUCUCAUGAAACUGCACUGCACUGUGCUGUGGCCUCCCUGCAUCCCAAACGCAAACAAGUGACAGAAUUGUUACUUAGAAAAGGAGCAAAUGUUAAUGAAAAAAAUAAAGAUUUCAUGACGCCUCUGCACGUUGCAGCAGAAAGGGCCCACAAUGAUGUCAUGGAAGUUCUACAUAAACAUGGAGCAAAGAUGAAUGCACUGGACACCCUUGGUCAGACUGCUUUGCAUAGAGCUGCCCUUGCCGGUCACCUGCAGACCUGCCGCCUGCUACUGAGUUACGGCUCUGAUCCCUCCAUCAUCUCUUUGCAAGGCUUUACAGCAGCACAGAUGGGGAACGAAGCAGUGCAGCAGAUUCUGAGUGAAAGUACACCUAUACGCACUUCUGAUGUUGACUAUCGGCUCUUAGAAGCAUCUAAAGCCGGAGACUUGGAAACUGUGAAGCAACUUUGCAGCCCUCAGAAUGUGAAUUGCAGAGAUUUAGAGGGCCGGCAUUCUACACCCCUACACUUUGCGGCAGGCUAUAACCGUGUGUCUGUCGUGGAGUACCUCCUACACCAUGGUGCCGAUGUCCAUGCCAAAGACAAAGGUGGCUUGGUGCCUCUUCAUAAUGCUUGUUCAUAUGGACACUAUGAAGUAGCUGAGCUCUUGGUAAGGCAUGGGGCUUCUGUCAAUGUGGCAGACUUAUGGAAAUUUACCCCUCUACAUGAAGCAGCAGCUAAAGGAAAAUAUGAAAUCUGCAAGCUCCUUUUAAAACAUGGAGCAGAUCCAACUAAAAAGAACAGAGAUGGAAAUACACCUUUAGAUUUGGUAAAAGAAGGAGACACAGAUAUUCAAGACUUACUGAGAGGAGAUGCUGCUUUGUUGGAUGCUGCCAAGAAGGGCUGCCUGGCAAGAGUGCAGAAGCUCUGUACCCCAGAGAAUAUCAACUGCCGAGACACCCAGGGCAGAAACUCAACCCCUCUGCACUUGGCAGCAGGCUACAAUAACCUGGAAGUAGCUGAAUAUCUUCUAGAGCACGGAGCAGAUGUUAAUGCCCAAGACAAAGGUGGUUUAAUUCCUCUUCACAAUGCAGCGUCCUAUGGGCAUGUGGACAUCGCAGCGUUACUGAUAAAAUAUAACACAUGUGUAAAUGCAACAGACAAGUGGGCAUUUACUCCUCUUCACGAAGCAGCCCAAAAAGGCAGGACACAACUUUGUGCCCUACUCCUGGCACAUGGUGCAGAUCCAACUAUGAAGAACCAAGAAGGCCAGACACCUUUAGAUCUGGCAACGGCUGACGAUAUCAGAGCUUUGCUGAUAGACGCCAUGCCCCCCGAGGCCUUACCUACCUGUUUUAAACCUCAGGCUACUGUAGUGAGUGCCUCUCUGAUCUCACCAGCAUCCACCCCCUCCUGCCUGUCUGCUGCUAGCAGCAUAGAUAACCUCACCGGCCCCUUAGCAGAACUGGCAGUAGGAGGAGCGUCUAACGCUGGGGAUGGCGCAGCAGGCGCAGAAAGGAAGGAAGGAGAAGUUGCUGGUCUUGACAUGAAUAUUAGCCAAUUCCUGAAAAGCCUUGGUCUUGAACACCUUCGGGACAUCUUUGAAACAGAACAGAUUACACUAGAUGUGUUGGCUGAUAUGGGUCAUGAAGAGUUGAAAGAAAUAGGCAUCAAUGCAUACGGACACCGCCAUAAAUUAAUCAAGGGAGUAGAAAGACUCUUAGGUGGACAACAAGGCACCAAUCCUUAUUUGACUUUUCACUGUGUUAAUCAGGGAACUGUUUUGCUGGAUCUUGCUCCAGAAGAUAAAGAAUAUCAGUCAGUAGAAGAAGAGAUGCAAAGUACAAUUCGCGAACACAGAGAUGGUGGUAAUGCUGGUGGCAUCUUCAACAGAUACAAUGUCAUUCGAAUUCAAAAAGUUGUCAACAAGAAGUUGAGAGAACGAUUCUGUCACAGACAGAAGGAAGUGUCUGAGGAGAAUCACAACCACCAUAAUGAGCGCAUGUUAUUUCACGGUUCUCCUUUCAUUAAUGCCAUUAUUCAUAAAGGGUUUGAUGAGCGACAUGCAUAUAUAGGAGGAAUGUUUGGUGCCGGGAUUUAUUUUGCUGAAAACUCCUCUAAAAGCAACCAGUACGUUUACGGAAUUGGGGGAGGAACAGGCUGCCCCGCGCACAAAGACCGGUCGUGUUACAUAUGUCACAGACAAAUGCUUUUCUGUAGAGUGACUCUUGGCAAGUCCUUUCUGCAAUUCAGCACCAUGAAAAUGGCUCACGCCCCACCAGGCCAUCACUCCGUCAUCGGGAGGCCGAGUGUGAAUGGGCUGGCCUAUGCUGAAUAUGUCAUCUACAGAGGAGAGCAGGCAUACCCAGAGUAUCUCAUCACCUACCAGAUCAUGAAGCCGGAAGCUCCUUCACAGACCACGGCAGCCACGGAGCAGAAGACCUAGUGAAUGGCCACUGGUAAAGGCCAGAUUGGAUUUAAACCUGGGACUGGAUGACAGUGGAUUGUUUUCAGCAAAAUCAAUAGUCUAUAAAUCCCUGACAGCCUAGAAAUAAGCUGUUUGUCUUUUAUAAAGCAUUGCGAUAGUGAUGAAUAUAGUAUGAGUAACUGAUACAUACUCAACUGCUACUGUUCCCUUUGAGGAAAUGUUUACAGGGGCGGCCUUUUAACAUAUCUCAGGCUCAUUUUCAUUGUAGUUAUCCAUUGCUAAGACAGGAUUGCUUCAAUCUAGACUUGGAAAAAAAGAAAACAUAACCAGUGCUUUCCCAAAUGUUCACAAUUCACACACUACAUUUGCUUUGCUAUGUAUGGCACGUGUAUAUAGUAAAUAUACACAUAUGACAGGUUCAUUUUUAGUUUUUUCUGAACAUUCGUCAUUCACUUUUUGUUGCUAUCGUUGUUGUUGUUACUUUGAAAAUGAGCCGAGCCUUCUUGAGGAUAUUUUGCACAAAGUCACACUGACUAAAAUCACUAGUGAUGUAACCCAAGCUUCUGGCUGAGCAAGGCUUAGUUUCCACUUUUUUUUUUUUUCCACUGAUUUAUUUUGUAUCUGUACUUCUUAUCAACGUAAACUGAGCUGGAAAGGAAAAACACCACGUUUCAGUUUCCUUUUAUUGAUUGGCCAGUCUUACAAGGGAAAGGCACAAACAUCCACCUGAUUUAGGAGCUCCCAAGUUCAGAGCAGUCGAAGCCAAUGAGAGCCACUCGCACUUUCCGACGCAGGCCUGCCUCCGAGGUGUUCAGGACAGCGCUGGAGGGCCAGGAAGAGCCCAGCCAGCGGGAGGCUUGAGGGAUGCUGUUGUGACGUUCAGAGGGGAGGCCGCCAGGGAGGCCUGUGAAUCCAGGAGAAGCAGCAUUACGACGCGUGAGGGGCCUGCGGUGCGAUAAUAGGACCGCAGAAAAGGACAACGAGGACCCCUCACAGAAAACACGGCUUCUCUUCACUUAACCCGCACCACCAGGAUUGUCGCCCCCCAACGAGCUGCCUUAUUUCCAAAUUCAGCGCAAUUAUUGUACUUCAUUAGAGUCACAAAACAAUUACUUGAUUGUUUCUCUAGUUUAGAAAGCUGGGAUUCAAAUCCUGUUUAGUCACUAGAUAGGCACAGAUGCAAGAACUCUUUUGUUUACUCCAGAUUUGGGGUUUAUUUUGAGUGAGGUGCUUCCGAUAGUUUAUGUAGGUCCCUGGACUACAUUUUUGAACCGUUUUCUCAAACUUCUUAGUAGACAAGGAGAACAAAAAUGGAAACCAAAGCUCUUUCAGUUAUUUUUUAAAUGAAAGUGGAGAAAUAACCAUACUGUUUCUUCCUGAAAUCACUACUUUGUUUUGCUUUUUUUCUCAACAUUUGUCAAGUGCACAUUGUUACUUGUAAAAAAUUAUCCUUUACAGUUCUCACGCUUGCCCUUUUCACCUUAACUGAAUUAAGUGCAUUAACUUACUUACUUUGACAUGCUGUGCGUCUACUCAGCUUCGAAGCAAAAGUAAUAUAAAUGUGAUGGAAAAAAAGGAAAAACAGUGUGACGCAAACUUGCCAUUUCAACUUAAAGUCCUGAAAACUAACUUGCUUGUUUGUUUUUUAAUACAGGCUGAUUAAGCUGUGACCUCAUUUAAUCUCCUGAGGAAAAAUAAAAUGGUUACAUGCAGAGAUUCUAGAAUAGGCUCUUAAAAUAUACAUUUUGCUUUCCUUUUGGCUUGAGUCCAAUGCUAGAACUAGACGUCGGGAGCUAGUUUUGCGUUUUAUAGUGAAUCUUGCAUGGGUCCUCAAAAUUAAAUCAAGAAUUAGCCUCAGUUGUUGCUUCUAUUGAAGUUUUAGUGACCCAAGCUGGGUGUUUGUGUCUUGGCUACUUGUUUCAUAGCACUAGAAUUCCACAAGAAGCUCUCAAGUUUGAUAUCCACUGAGGGCUUUUUUCCUCCCUUCCUUCUUUUUUGCUGUGUGUAACAGUGGGUUGAAGGAAUUGGCAUCUGUGUAGUUUUCAGUAGCUGUGAAAGUGUGUAUCACUUGCCUCCCCAAUUAGAUAUAGUUUAAAAUGGUAAACACAGCUGUGACUUUUAGUUAAGUAAAAGGGUUAAUAUGGUAUAGAUCCCGAAAGCUUUAUAGCUUCAUUAAAAAGAUAAGCCACUACCCAACUGUGGUUAUAUGUUAUUUCCAUCAUACUAACUAGAUUAACGGAUGUGCCAGUUUUAAACUUCAGCCUUACACUUGAGAAGGUGAACUGUGGUUCAGUGUUUAAACUGCCAGUGUUACGUACCUGAUGUUCUGUGUGCCAAGUAAAGGUACCGUGUGUAAGGGGGACAUUUGCUGUGCUUCUUGUCUCGUAAUGAUUCAAGUAUGUAGUGGUUCUUGAAAGAAUGUGUACAUAUUAUUCAUCUGCUGAAGGGAAUGAGUUCAUUGAUGUCUCACAGGAGCCAAAUACAUGUUUCAAAACUUGAAAACCAAAGGUCAUCAUGAGUGCAUUCAAGUUAGCAAAAGUUGAUUGCGUUUGGAAUUUCCACCCAUAGCAGUGUGAAAAACCCUUUGGAACUCAAAAGCAUGGCUUUAAGUUAGGCUAAAAUGCACUUAAUUUCUUGUGUACACGCUGUAGAGAAACACUAGCAAGUGAGGACUUCCCGUGUGGCCUCCCCUGAGUUGCCCCUCUGUUUCCCAAACCAUAUGGAAGAGAGAUUCCGGACGCCUCCACCGGUUCCACCACAGGUCUGACAUCAAAGGGCUUCUAGACCUGAUGGCCCAGUUUGCUAGCUAUUGGCAUCAGUUAAGUGCUCUGGACUGGACACUUUCUCCUUGUACUUGGCCUCCUUCCCUUUUCCCCAGAUUGCUAGCCUGGAAUUAUAAUUAGCUCCAGCAAUUACCUUUGACCCCUCUCACUUUCCUCCUUUCUCCAUCUUGAGUCUUGCAUAUGGCGACCGUACCUCUGUAUCCACUUCGCAGCUAGAACUGGGUGUUAAGCCUCAUGUGUGUGCUCUGCUCAGAAGAUUCUGCCACUUUUGUCAACAAAUGACAGCAUGGAACCCAGAGUUUUAAUUCUAUGCAAAAUAAUAGCAGUACAACCAGGAUUCUUCCUUACCUUUUCCUUCUUGGAAUUUGGAAUCUCUAGCUUUUCAGUAACAUAAGUAGAAUAAACAAUAUUAGGAUGUUUUUGUGCAAUGGCGCCUCGUGCUCAUUUGAACUUGAUGUUAGUGGCUACAGUAAUUUCCCUUUGCUCUCAGAAUAGCAAAGUGCAUUGAUAUAUGCAGAGAAAUGCCUGAAAGUGGCAAAUAAAGUAAUAUAGAUGAAUAUUCUAUUAUUAUAGCCUUUAUACAAAAAAAAUAAAAUUUUGGUGUAUGCUGGAAGACAGCAUUAGAAUACAAUGAGUUGUCUAUGUUUUUCUCUAUUUCAGUAAGUCUCCCAACUGCACAAAGGUUAUUGGCCACUGCUCACCCUCCCUUUUUUUUUUUUUUGAAACAUCUUUAUUGGAGUAUAAUUGCUUUACAAUGUUGUGUUAGUUUCUGCUUUAUAAGAAAGUGAAUCAGCUAUACGUAUACAUAUAUCCCCAUGUCCCCUCCCUCUUGCGUCUCCCUCCCACCCUCCCUAUCCCACCCCUCUAGGUGGUCACACAGCACCCAGCUGAUCUCCCUGUGCUAUGCGGCUGCUUCCCUCUAGCUAUCUGUUUUACGUUUGGUAGUGUAUAUAUGUCCAUGCCACUCUCUCACUUCGUCCCAGCUUGCCCUCCCUUUUAAAACGUGUGCACCUGCUGGAUUUCUGUAAUUGCUUUCAAACAGAGAUGGUAUGUAUUUUUAAGCACCUUUCCCCCAGUGUGUCCAGAUCCCAUUUGUAUGAUAAUCUGUGAUAAACAGCCUUUUUUCUGUGUUUUCUGUUGGGCAGUUAUCUUGCAUAGAGCUAUAGAUUUUAGUCAUUCAGGCAACACUCAAAACUGACAUAAAGAUAGGGUUUCAUGUGUCAGAAAUUUACUUAAAGACUGAAGUUAAACUUCUUUGUUGUCAAAUCAGUGACAGAGAAAUGAAAAGACAGUGAUUGUGAAGAUAAUAUUUGUGCUUUGCCUGGACACGUCUAACAUAUGAAAAGGAAAUGCAUUUAAAAAAAAAAAACCACCCUAAAAAGUGAGGCUUCUUCAGAUACUUUGUGAGUUCUGAAAUUAAUAGACACUCUUUCUUCUUAAGAAAGCCUUAAUUAUGGCGGAAACUUUUUAACCUUUUAUAUCCUAAUAAAUACAGAGUUGUAAUUCCAUUUCUCAGUGUGUGAAAGGUGUCAGCGAGUUGGGUGUAUCUCCAUGUAUCUCACACCUGGUAAGCGUACUUAAGGAGAGUCUGUUUCAUAAGUAAUGCUCCUUGACGUGCAAAGGAGCUGAGAGAAUUGAUCCAUCCCAAUUUCUCUCCACCUGAACUUCCUCAGCUACCAAAUCUUCUGGUUUAGAGAAAUGCUAGAAAGAUUUUGAAACCCAUUGAGUUUUGUGCAUGUGGGGAUUAGCAACAACUCAUAAAGUGAUACCAUGUAGAAUCUGAGUGUUGCACAAGCUGAUUUUUAAUCAUCUUAAAAUAUAAACCACGGUGAUAAGUGAAAAGCAGUAGGAAACUAAAGAUUUUAUAUACUCUCUUAAGACCAAACGUGCUCACGAUGGGACCAGUUUUAAACAUCUGCCAGAGGGUUGUGCCUCCUUUGAAAUAACAUUCACACAGUAGAGAUGAUUGCAUUUUGACUCUUCAUUCUCUCGUGUUUUCUUUUGCAAUUUACACUUUCACAUCUCCACACGCAGCCCACCACCCAUCUUUUCAAACAGAUUUCUCAUGCUCUAGAAUGCAGAGUGUUUGGUUAUUUUUCAUCUGUCUGCCCUUUUUUGCAGGCAGCCCUUGAAGCCCUUUGUUGAUUCCUAGCAUUUGCAGAGAAAUGUAGUUAAACCCUGGUAGGGGGGUGUCCCUCCCACGCUCCCAGGCCCCUCCCAAGGUUCAGGAUGAAAAGCUAGAGGACACAACAGUAAAAAUUAGAAAAGAACCAAAAUCUUUAAGGCUAAUAGCCUAGACCUAGAAGAUGACCUUGACUAUAUAACCAUUGUAUUCAUUACACAGAAUAUUUAAACUCUUCAUGUGCAUAGAAUACCUGCCUCUGCUUUCACUGUGUCAGGCUCACCCUGUCUAUGUGGUAGUAGUAUUUGUCUGAUACCUACAAACUAAAAAGGUACUUUUAUCAACAAGGUUUCUCAAACACAUUACAAAGCCAGCUUCGAGAAAAUCUAGAGUGUUUCUUGGCAACAGCAUUUGGAGUAGUAACUGUAUUUUCUCAUUGUGAUGUUGGUCUGUGUACGUAACCAGUGUAGUGACUCUUUGGUUCAUCAUUGGUGGUGUUUUCAUUUGUAGCCUCUGUGUGACCCACCCGUGGCAGGGGGUUCCAAUCCCCUUUCCUUUUCUUUUUGCAUUUGUCUUUUUGUAGAAUUGCCAGAUAAAAUACAAGACACCCAGUUAAAUUUGAAUUUCAAAUAAACAAUCGUCUCUCUUAAGUAUGGUUCAUGCAUUAUUUGGCAUAUAUUUACUGUAAAAAAAAAAUAUUAUUUAUCUGAAAUUGAAACUUAACUGAACAUCCUAGGGUUUUUUGCUUUGUUUUGUUUUGUUUUACUGAAUCUGGCAACCCUGUCAAUUUGGUUGUGGAAAAUCACUUUCAGCAUGUAAAUUCUUCUAGAUUUCACCAUCUUUCACGUGGAAUGGCACCUUUUUUCCCCGCACCCUCUACUUUCCAAAAGAGGGCAUCAAGGGACUCAACCUGCCUGCAUGGUGGGUUUCUAUUUAAGGCAUCUUUAUGAUUAUGUUUAACCAGUAAUUGUGCUUUGGCUAAAUGUCUAACUUACAGUACUUGUA